ACAAGUAGAGAAGGAAAAUUGAAGAAAAUGGAGAGAAAACCAAGUGUCUGUGAAAACCAAGUUAGUCAUGUCUUGGUAUUCCCUUUUCCAGUACAAGGUCACAUAAACCCAAUGCUUCAAUUCUCCAAGAGAUUGGCCUCAAAAGGCCUGAGGGUGACAAUAAUUACUGUCUCUUCUCCCACCAAACCGAUGCAGCUCCCACUAAGCUCCAUCAACUUGGAGUCAAUUGCAUUUGAAGAAGGUGAAAAAGAAGAUGAGGUUGAGCAUUAUCUUCAACUUUACCAGGCAACAAUCCCAGGGAGGCUAGCUGAGCUCAUUGAGAAGAAGAAUAUCUCUCGAUAUCCGGCUAAAUUUGUUGUAUAUGACUCAGUCAUGCCAUGGGUCUUAGAUGUGGCUCGAAGUGUAGGCAUAGACGGAGCUCCUUUUUUCACUCAAUCUUGGGGAGUUAAUGUCAUCUACUAUCACUUGCACCUGGGGACUUUCAAAGUUCCUUUGGAAGAGCCUGUUGCUGCAUUGCCUUCAAUGCCAAAACUGGAAGCCAUUGACCUGCCCUCGUUUGUUCGUGAUACAUCUGCAUAUCCUGGUCUAAGCAGCCUUCUAAUUGCUCAAUUCUCAAAUUUGGAAGAAGCAAGAUGGAUCUUUUGUAACACUUUUGACAAAUUGGAAGAUGAGAUAAUAAAAUGGAUGGCGGCAAACCAUAAACCAAUCAAGACAAUUGGACCCACUAUUCCAUCGAUGUUCCUAGACAAGAGGUUGGAGGAUGAUAAGGACUAUAGUCUCAAUUUAUUCAAACCGAAUGUGGAUGCCUGCAUCAAGUGGCUAGACUCGAAGGAAGCCGCAUCAGUUGUUUAUGUAUCAUUUGGAAGCUUGGCCACCUUAGGAGAAGAACAAAUGGAGGAAAUAACAUGGGGUCUAAAGAGGAGCAACAACUAUUUCUUGUGGGUUGUUAGAGAAACAGAACAAAAGAAGCUCCCUAGCAACUUCGUUGAGGAGACAUUAGAGAAAGGACUAGUAGUGUCUUGGAGCCCUCAAUUGAGAGUUCUAGCUCAUGAGGCAGUAGGUUGUUUUAUAACUCAUUGUGGGUGGAACUCGACACUUGAGGCAUUGAGCUUGGGGGUGCCAAUGGUAGCAAUGCCACAAUGGACAGACCAACCAACUAAUGCGAAGUUUGUGGAAGAUGUAUGGAAGGUAGGAGUUCGAGUUAGGAUGGAUGAAAAUGGCAUCGUCAGAAAGGAAGAGAUUGAACGGUGUAUAAGGGAAGUCACGGAGGGAGAGAAAAGUAUUGAUAUCAAAAGUAAUUCAGAGAGGUGGAAAAAAUUGACUAAAGAGGCAGUUGAUGAAGGUGGAAGCUCUGAUAGGAACUUUGAUGAAUUUGUAGCAGAACUUAUGUGCAAAUGAACUUAUGUGCCAAAAAAAAGUCAAUAAAAUUACAUAUUCUUGAUCUUAAUGGCAAGGCUGACAUUCAAUGGCACAUACAGCAUAGGUUGCUGUUGACUGCUGCAAUUUAUUGGUGAAGAUAUGACACAUGCAUGAAAAAUGUCUAAUGUCUUAAAUCUCAAAUCUUUUACCAAUUAAGAUACCUUAAAUUUAUUCCCUUGAGGGUUAAGGUUGUGUUCUAAGUCUCUAAGGAAUCUCUCUCUCUGGAGGGAGAGAAAUCCCAGAGGAAAUGUCUAAUGUCGAAUGUUUUACAUGCAUGAAAAUGUCUAAUGUCUACAAUAUUUUCUUGAAAGUGGCAGGAUAGAAUGUAAAUUAAGGGAACGGAUUGAUGCUGUGGCUACUCACCAGGCUGCUUUCUCUACACCGAUGGCAAAAGCCUGUGCAUUAUGAUCGGCAGUGGGCCUAGCUCUAGCUAACGGAUUUGUGCGGGCUAUUUUUGAAUCAGAUUUUCAUUAGCUUAUGCCGGUGAUCAACAAGCAAGGUGUUUUUCCUCAGCAAAUUAAAUUGCUCCUAUCGUGGAAUCAAUUUGGUCAUUUUAUUAUCAUGUUUUAAGAGCUGUGAGUUUACCCAUGUCCCUAAAAGAUCUGCUAACAAAGCUAGCGACUGGGCUGCUAGCCAUACUUUAAAAGGUGACUGUCCUUUCUUUUGGGCUCAAUGCCCUUUGCUAUGCCAUGAAACAUGAUGCUACGGUUGUCCGAAGAUAUUGAAAACAAAUUCGCAGAGGUGAAGAAAAUUAACCCAAAAGGUAAGUCGAUGGAGAAUGGACGUGGAUGAACGGAUGUCA
Molecule: messenger RNA, 2221 nt
Organism: Rubroshorea leprosula
Lineage: Eukaryota; Viridiplantae; Streptophyta; Magnoliopsida; Malvales; Dipterocarpaceae
Source: the annotation of a GenBank genome assembly